AUGUGCCUUGCAUCGGAUGAGUCAGGUUACGGCAACAUAGUUCCUGCGACGACACCAGGCCGUGUACUAACUAUACUUUAUGCGUUCAUUGGGAUUCCAUUCGCUGUUUUGACGCUGUUCGCCCUAGGGGCUAUAUUCGCUCGAAUUUGUAAACUGCUUUGGAAACUCGUAUUGAAAUCGACGUCGAUGGUCCAUAAGGAUUUGGGAAAAAAGGCAAGUGUGAACGCUGCUGUAGGAUUCGAUGAGGGCGCCCAAAUGUCGCAGUCUUCUUCUUCACUCGAUGACGAGGACCUUCUAUCUUUUCCGAUUUCCUUUCUUGUCUUCUUGACUAUACUUUGGGUACUCUUUUGUGCCUGGAUAUUUACACUUUUUGAAGACUGGAGUUACGGUUUAUCGUUGUACUUCACGCUUAUAUCGUUCACAACAAUUGGCUUCGGAGACGUUUUACCCUCCGAAUAUGACUACAUAAUACUUGUUGGCUUCCUGCUGCUUAUUGGCCUCUCGUUAGUCUCCACUGUACUGACGCUUAUUCAACAGCAAAUUGAAGCUCUCGCUUCAGGCAUGCAAGCGAAUAUCGACCGUGAGUAUAUGAAUGCUCUUGCGGAAGCAGCGGAUGAAGGGGCAAUUUCCGACGCUGAUUUCAAGCGAAUGCAUGCUGGUAACAACUCUAUGGAAGGACUGGAUAUCUCAGAGCAAAAAGAGCUUGAUCCCCGCUCAAUGGAUGCCGUUAUUUCUCGAAUGCCUCUCAAGGAACGUCUUCUCUAUCGAGUUAUGCCGGCAUCAGCUAAGAAGAGACUUAAUGAGAUCUCUGACCAGAAAUUGAGAAGGAAGAAUAAAGGCUUGUCAAACGGACAUGUUCCUUCUGGAGGUUUGUCACUUAAAAACAUAAAGGGGCAUAAUAAAAACAAGCAUUUUUUUUGUAAUCAAGCACUUCUCCAUGAAGAAAUUCUGAAAAUGGAAUUGAACAACGAACUUCCAACUCGUCAAGUGUCCGUGUCACCAAGUCGUGUGGUUGGCACCGGUGUACGUGUCACUCACAUUCAUCCUGUGACGGUCGAAGAUAACACCCCACAACCAACCGUUAAAACGACGGCGAUUAGAGAAGAUGAGGUCUAA
This is a messenger RNA of Cooperia oncophora, 1116 nucleotides long. NCBI's taxonomy places the organism in Eukaryota, Metazoa, Nematoda, Chromadorea, Rhabditida, Trichostrongylidae. The record is from the annotation of a GenBank genome assembly.